Galendromus occidentalis (western predatory mite) is the source of this 330-nucleotide messenger RNA. RefSeq lists its product as uncharacterized. Lineage: Eukaryota; Metazoa; Arthropoda; Arachnida; Mesostigmata; Phytoseiidae. The record is from RefSeq and is a predicted model, not a curated record. The coding region runs from base 1 to 330 and encodes 109 amino acids. The transcript has 3 exons.
AUGAGGUUCAGGCUCCUCUGGGCAUUCAGUACCAUUCUGCUCGCAGUAGUCGAUGCUGACAACCACAGUUUCCUCCACAGAGACGUCGGCACUGGUGGCGAUGACGCCUUUCUACUUCGGACGAAUCUCCUAAGGCCCAACUCACGAUGCGGUCCAUUGAACGAAGCACAAUGUGUUUCCAACUAUAGGCUUUCGAAAGCUCGGCCAGUGGUCGAAAACGCGUUCGGUCUUCUAGUCUCGACAUCCCGCAUAUCCCAGGAAGCGAUCCCGUUGGCCGUAGAGACAACUGAUGUAGCACGACCGGAUUUUCGGAUUACGAGUUCGAAGUGA